Orussus abietinus is the source of this 1354-nucleotide messenger RNA. RefSeq names its product arginase, hepatic (gene arg). Lineage: Eukaryota; Metazoa; Arthropoda; Insecta; Hymenoptera; Orussidae. The transcript is spliced from 7 exons. Gene Ontology annotation, cellular component: nucleus; cytosol; cytoplasm. The record is from RefSeq and is a predicted model, not a curated record. Bases 194 to 1204 code for a protein of 336 amino acids. Gene Ontology annotation, molecular function: arginase activity; manganese ion binding.
UUAAAAUAUAACCUGAAUUUUUUAAUCUAUGUGCUGUUAGUCAUACAUACAGUGUGAGAUAAUACAAUUCUCAUGUGAAGACAUAUCUGUCAUAUCGGUUGGAGGGCAAGAGGUCAUUCAAAGUAUAGCAAGCCUUUAACGUCGUUCUUGGCUGAACAUCAAUUCGGCUAGUAGGCUAUAAAAGAUUGACGAAAUGUUAUCGAAAUUACGUUAUGUUGUUAAUAACAUUGGGAAACGAAAUUACGGAAAAGUUGGGAUUGUGGGUGUACCAUUUGAAAAAGGACAGAAAAAGGAGGGUGUUGCUCGAGGACCUGAAGCUAUUCGAAAAGCUGGUCUCAUUAAAGAAUUAGAAGGUUUAGGGCUCGAUGUAAAAGAUUAUGGAGAUAUUACGUAUGAAGUGAAUACUACAGGUAGCAUAGACAAUAUGUCACACUUAAGUGAAGUAGCAAGUUGUACUAAGAGUUUAUCCGAAAUGGUUCAGAAAGUUCUAAAAGAUGGUCGGCAAGUUGUAACUCUUGGCGGAGAUCACAGUUUAGGAAUUGGAAGUAUCGAUGGCCACGUCAAGGCUAAGGAAGAAGUGGCUGUUUUAUGGAUAGAUGCACAUGCAGAUUUGAAUACCAAUAAAACUAGCGAAAGUGGCAAUGUACAUGGCAUGCCUGUAGCACUUCUUACAUCGGAACUGUCAGAUUACUGGCCACAUAUACCUGGAAUGGAUUGGCAGCAACCUAUGUUGUCAAUAAGAAACAUAGCAUAUGUUGGUUUGAGAUCCGUUGAUCGUUACGAGAAACUAGUAAUAGAGAAAUUUGGAAUCACAGCUUAUGGAAUGGAAGAUGUCGAAAGAUAUGGUAUCCAUGAUGUGAUUGAAAUGGCAUUAAACCGCAUUGACCCAAAUGGCAUAAAAUCUCUACACGUGAGCUUUGACAUAGAUUCUCUUGAUCCUCUAGAGGCUCCGUGUACAGGCACACCAGUAAGGGGUGGUCUAUCAUUAAGAGAAGGCAUUCACAUAAUGGAAGAAAUGUUUAGAACGAAUAGACUAAAUGCUAUAGACUUAGUGGAAGUCAAUCCUUGGAUUGGAGAUGAACAUGCUGUUAACUUAACAGUUGAAGCUGCGAUUCACAUUAUACAAGCUGGCUUAGGCUACAUUAGACGUGGCUUAAAAGUUCCAAAAGGAAUCACUGAUAUGCCAUUGCAAACAUUUAGAUAACAUUUUAUUUACAUGUCAAUAAUACAGGAUGGUACUCACAUAGAGCACAACUCCUUUUUCAUUAAAUCAAUAAUUUUUACAUAAUCCUAUAACUUAAUAUAUUCAAGGUAGUUGAUGCCGGCAUAAAAUAAAUUGUAUGUAAAUAAGACA